Molecule: messenger RNA, 5618 nt
Organism: Rana temporaria (common frog)
Lineage: Eukaryota; Metazoa; Chordata; Amphibia; Anura; Ranidae
Gene: PI4K2B
Product: phosphatidylinositol 4-kinase type 2 beta
Exons: 10
Coding region: 192-1679 (495 amino acids)
Biological process (GO): phosphatidylinositol phosphate biosynthetic process; endosome organization; Golgi organization
Cellular component (GO): plasma membrane; lysosomal membrane; trans-Golgi network
Molecular function (GO): 1-phosphatidylinositol 4-kinase activity
Source: RefSeq, a predicted model, not a curated record
GUCGCACGUCUGAGGUCUAGGUGCGCAUGUGUGAAGACAGAUUUACGGCUUUUCCGGUGAUUUCAACCAAUGGAGGACGUAGUUGCCUGACCAUUAACCAAUACACCGCAGUGGAUUGGUGCAGGGCCCAGUGACGUGUUUAGGCGAUUCCUGUGAUACUGGGAUGCCGGAUGGAGUAGCUUGUGGUAACUAUGAUGGCUGAAGAAAAGCAGGAAGAGGCGAGGGCUGACUCUCCGCUCUUAGUCCUGCUGGAGCUCUCCUCAGAAGGGGAGGGAGACGGGUCGCUGCUGGCUCAGGUAGGCGCUCAGCCGGGCAGAGUGACUCCGGGAAGCGCUGUGAGGUAUUUCCCGGACCGUACACGGGAGGAAGAGGCGGGAGAGGAGGAACCGCUGCUCAGGAGGUCCGCAGUACCAUCCCCGAAGAGUGCGGGGAACCGGAGAGCCAGGCUCAGCUCCUCCGACCGGGACAGUCUACUCUCCAGCUCAGGUCAUUGUGGUACUGAAGAGCUAAAUGUCAUUUUGGAUGAUAUUGAAUUUGCUGACAUUAUUCACAGAGCAGAACAAGCCAUUGAAAAUGGUGUUUUUCCAGAAAGAAUAUCACAAGGCUCAAGUGGGAGUUACUUUGUUAAAGAUCCAAAGGGGAAGAUAAUCGGUGUAUUCAAGCCAAAAUCAGAAGAGCCUUAUGGUCAACUUAACCCGAAAUGGACCAAAUAUUUUCACAAAGUCUGCUGUCCUUGCUGCUUUGGGCGUGGCUGCCUUGUUCCAAAUCAGGGAUAUCUGUCUGAAGCUGGAGCAUAUUUAGUGGAUGAAAGACUUGGAUUGGGUGUUGUGCCUAAAACAAAGGUAGUGUGGCUCGUCAGUGAAACGUUUAAUUACAAUGCAAUAGACCGUGCAAAGUCGAGAGGCAAGAAAUAUGCCUUAGAAAAAGUACCAACAGUAGGUCGAAAAUUUCACCGCAUAGGUUUACCUCCAAAGAUGGGUUCUUUCCAGCUUUUCGUUGAGGGAUAUAAGGAAGCAGAUCACUGGCUUAGGAGAUUUGAAACUGAACCUCUGCCUGAGAAUACUAGAAAGCAGCUCCAGUCUCAGUUUGAAAGACUAGUCAUUUUAGACUAUGUCAUUAGAAAUACUGACCGAGGCAAUGAUAAUUGGCUAAUCCGAUAUGAAAGUCAAGAGGAAUACAUGGAAUGUUCGGAGAAAGCUGCUGACUUCCAAGUGUCUAAGGAUUGGACUGAAAAAGAACCUGUUAUAAAAAUUGCAGCAAUAGAUAAUGGUCUGGCAUUCCCAUUUAAACAUCCUGAUGAGUGGAGAGCAUAUCCAUUCCUCUGGGCAUGGCUUCCACAAGCUAAAGUUCCUUUUAGCCAGGAGACAAGAGACCUAAUUCUUCCACGUAUCUCUGAUAUGAACUUUGUGCAGGAUCUUUGUGAAGAUCUUUAUGAGCUGUUUAAAACGGAUAAGGGAUUUGACAAAGCAACAUUUGAAAAACAGAUGUCAGUAAUGAGAGGGCAGAUCCUAAAUCUGACACAAGCUUUAAAGGAUGAGAAGAGUCCUAUUCAGUUGGUACAGAUGCCAAAAGUCGUGGUGGAAAGAAGUCAAGGUGGAGGUCAGGGCAGGAUUGUUCACCUGAGUAAUGCUUUUACACAAACCUUCCACUGCAGGAAGCCAUUCUUCUCUUCCUGGUAGCAAAACAAGAGGAUCUCGUGUCUUCAGUCUUAAGCUGCUGUUUUGCACAAUUACUGCAAUAGCUGAAAACUACUGUCAGUCCCUAUUGGUUGCCAAAGGAUGUACAAUUUUUGAAUGUAAUUCAGUUUACGGUUAAUUGUAGGAUUAAAAUCAGGGUUUCAGGAAGCACUGUUAUUGACUUGAACUGUAUAAUUCUUUUCAACAUCAAAAAACUUGUAUAGGAUGGGGAAAGAGGACAUUUCAGAAGAGAUAAGUGGAGUAUGCCUUUCACAGGGUUUCAUAUAUGCUGGAAUUGUGUGUCCUUAAUUUACAAAUUGCAGUUUUGAUGUAUACAAAAUUGUAAAAAGAAUAUGUAUAUCACAUUUAAUGUAUUUUUUAUUUUCCUUGACUUAUGAAAUACAAUUUCUGCAUUUUCCAAUGUGCCAUGUGCACUCUAGAUGGGGGAAUUAAAUCUUUUCUUGUGUAUGAAAUAUUUCUGAAUGUUUUCUCUUUGGGAUAUAGGGACCAAUUUAUCUCUGUUUUUCUCUGUCAUAAUUCAAUCCGGUACUUGCAUUUCAUUUACAGGGUGUGACCGCACACAAAGAAACGUAAUGGUAAGUUCAUCUUUGCGGAAAAAUGCAUUAUACCGUCAUGGGUGCUUUAUUUAAAAAAACACUGUAGCUUUAAAAUAUGUAGAUUCCACUACUACAAUUGCACCUUACCUGUAAGCCCAUUGUUUACCCGCAGCCUGGCUAAAAAUCUGGGACUGGGAUCCCCUAUCCUAGCAGUGAUUCUGGGACAAUGUCAUAUGUUGGACAGGCCCCCAGCAUUAACAACACGAGCAUCAGCUCAAGACCGAUGCUGUGCUCCCUCUUUUUUGCUUCGGGAGAGGGAGAGCUCACUAUGUGCUCCUUCUAGUGAUGCUUGAGGUGUGCCCAACAUACCGCAUUGUACAAUUUUUGGCAGAGGUAAACUAACACUUUAAAUCUGGCCAUACGCUGAUUGAAGUGUGGCCGGCCCAACAGGGAGCUGCUGAAUUUCGAUCAGUGCAUGACCUCCUGAACAAAGAAAAAAACUGUAUGACCAGUUCCAUCAAAUAUCAUUGAUGGCACAAGCUGGUCAACAGGCAGUGAAGUGACUCGUAUAAUCAACCUGGAACUCUAAUGUGUAAUCUGUUUACUGUGAAUAAUCCCAUCUGUACUUUUUUUUUCUUUCGCUCCUACCCCGUCGGUGUUUACAAAGUUUCUAUAUCAUGACAGAUUUUUCCCUCCUCAUGUAGACCUUUUGAUUGUAGACAUUUAGUCUUUUACCAUCAAAGCUGGACUUCAGGAUGUGUGUGUGUGUGUGUAUAUAAUAUAAAAAUUGAUCUGUUUGGACCAGCCUGGCCCGAACGAGCCAUUUUCUUAACCAGCCAUUCUCAACCCAGGGUUCCAUGGAAGCUAGUAUUCCUCCCAAAGGUUGCUAGGGGUUCCUUGAGCUAUGGCUGCUUGACCUCCCAUUCAAUAGGGCUUGCAUAGAGCCAGGGGUCUAUCAUUUGACAGGGCCAUCUGCCUGAACCCAUUUUAGUUGUCUGUAUAGGGUGACAUUUUUCCCACUGGCCACUAAUGUAAGGGGCUUUUUGUCACACUGACCUCUAUUAAAUUGAUUUUUGUAAGGAUUCCUCUGGGGGCAAAAAGUUAGGAGAAACUGUUCUACACGAACGGGGGCACCUGCUGGGUGUGCUGUAUAAACUGUAUGCACAAUCGGCUACAAUACAGCACACAGUGCCAGCUGUGGGAAUGCGAACAUCCAGUUCCACAUAUGAACCAAGAAGCUGUGUGUUUUACAUAAGUUCAGGUGGCAUACAAAAAAAUAUAUAUUUUUUAAAUGUCUUUCCACCAUCUCCGCAGUUGGCAUUAAAUGGAUAAGCUUGUCAGGGGAGGACCUAAUCGGUGUGCUGUAUUGCUCAGUCAUUGGGCUAGAGAAUAAGAUCAUUCUCAAUAUAGAGAUUGCCGCUGUGUAUGAAGCUGUUUGCCUGAAGUUCAGCUUUCAAGAAAAUCAUGGGAGGUGCCAUUUUUAUGUUUAUGAAGUUAUAAGCUGAGGGGGGGGGGUGUUACCCUCAGACGUCCUUAGCUGGUCAUUGAUCUGUAGCAAGCCUCUGACAUCUCAUAUAUGUAUACUUGUUCAAAAUUAUGAAUUGGCAAGGAUGAGUAUGGCAGACAUGAAGGCUGCACCGGCAAAAACAAGUUAUUGAAAGCUUCCAUAUUUCUUUCAUGGCAAGAUUCUUUUACACAAACUUUGCCUUAUAUUGACACAAAAAGCCUUGUGUAUGUAGUGAAAGAAAUCUAGGGAAUUUCCAUUAAAGUGACUGACGCACACCAGCUGAUUUGACACCGACUCAGUCUAUGCAUCGUAACCUUGUGAUGUACCCCCCCCCCCCCCUUUAGGGAGAUUAAAACGAUUAGGGCAGCUGGAAAGGACUAUUAUAAUGGGAAUAUUGCCUACCGGUCUGCCACAAGUCUCUAACCGUUCCAAUUUUUAGUAUUGGAUUAUGUGGCCUGCAGCCCCUUUUGCCUUGUGGGUGCCGGCAUCAUUUGUGCACUUUAAAUUACAUUUUGCCAACAUCUGCCCUCAAGUACACAGGUGGCUGGCACACCUAAACCUCAUUCCUGUGGUGGAUGGGUACAUUUCCUGCUGAUCCUACAGCCUCCCUAAUUGUUUAAUAGGGGGGGUCUUCAUUUUAAGGUGUUCACAGGGCGUUUGCACAGCUCUCCUAAAUGACCUUCCUCCUGGGAGCAGCGUUUUGGGGAAAAACUGCUUGGCCCUUGUAAAUGCACUUAGAAGCAUCAAGCACUUGGCUGUUUAUCUCAUUGAAAUUAAUGCUUGAUGUGUCUAGUGUGAACAUGCCUCAAGCAAUUUUUUUCCCUCCCUGCCAAAACACUGCUGCUCCUGGACGCAAUGGGGUAUUUUUCUGCCUGUAAAUGCCUGUGUGUGCACAUGUACACAUAUGAUAAAAUGGAGGGGCAGAGAAAAAAAAGCCAGAUGCCCCUAAAAUCAGUGUUUUUAACACUCAUGUGUCACGGUUAAUAUAAGGUAAAAGAACCUAUACCAUUUCUGUUUUUUGUUGAUUUAGAGUGCAACAUUUCUUAGGAAGUGUGUAAGGACUCCCCCUUGUCACUGUAGGGAACAGGUCAGCAUGGAGGGAUUUCACUUUCACGUGUCCAUUUACACAAUCAUAUUAUCAAGAAUUGUGUGAAGGCAGCAGAUUCAUUGGAAUGGGCUGCUAAACACACACCAAAAAAAGGUGCUAGCACAGCAGCAUGUCACAAUGCACAGUAGUGUGUUGUAGUGCCACUCACAAUGAAUGGCACCGGUGUACCCAACUGUGUAUAUUGUGCGUUGCUGCAGCACAAUAGUGUGAAUCCAGCAAAAGGCAAUUUACUAAAACCGGUGCAACUGGGCAUAGUACCCAGUCGGUUACGAACUACAGCUUGUUCAAUGAGGCUCCAUUCUCACAUUUUAAUCUUAAUAGCACCCCAAGCGCGGUGCGAAGCAUGUCGCCAAAAAAAAGUUCCAGAACUUCCUUUGGGCGACAUGAGUUGCGUGACAAUAUCGCACCGUGUUUGGGGUGCUUUUGAGAAAUGAUGGGUAUCGCAAUUGCGUCCUGCUGCGUUUCUGAAAUCAUGGGCAGAAUUGCAGUGAUUUUGCCUGCUAUCCAGGUCUUGUAUACAUUUUUGCUACCAAAAAAAAACACACUAGGGCUUAUUUUCAGGGGAUAUCUUAUUUAAUUACGGCAUUAAAGGGGUUGUAACCCUAAAAAAAGUUUUUUUUUUUAAAGCAUGAUAGAUAGCACAGUGCUUGUGCUGCAUCAUUUACCCCUCUCCAUGUUCUAAAAAUCAAUCAUGAAUAAAUCAAUACAAAAAGUUUCUGUCACCCUCCCAUGGUCAGGUCAGAAGUCUGUUUAAUAAAAAAAAAAAAAAA